Messenger RNA from Prorocentrum cordatum, 1251 nucleotides. Lineage: Eukaryota; Dinophyceae; Prorocentrales; Prorocentraceae. The record is from the annotation of a GenBank genome assembly.
AUGGUACGGCUGUGUCACCAGGAGCAACAUGAGAGGGGACAGCUUGAACAAAUUGGGUUGCGUGGCCAUGGCGUAAGCGAAAUAUUAAACAGAAUUCGCGACGUGUAUCGACAGAACAUGGUUCGCGAUGUUGUCCCCAACGCGAUUAGAUGCUUGUUGGACCAGCGCCAAGCACUGAAGGUAAAGCAUGAAGAGUUGGGGAUGCCGUCAGCAAGUGGUGAACUGACUGACGCGGCUAUUCAGGUUUUGUCUACCACAGUGCGCGACCGACUGUUCGAUUUGUCGGACAGCUUUCAUGAAGAGGCGAAGCGGCUGCAAUCAGCUCAGAUGGAACUCCUCCAAGGAAAUCUGAUGGAGCUCAUGCAGAAGCUGAGCUUAGCGACAGGGGACCAAUUUGACGACAGCGUGCUCAGUCUGUGUAAGAAGAGUGUAGACCAUCUGUCGACUGAGUUGGACACAUGCUUGGACGUCUUGCUGGGCGACAACGAACAGCCUCUGAGGUUGCAGCGGUUUCCAUCCAUAUUACGCGAUAUGAAAGAACUACUGAAACUUACGGUCGAGUCUUCAGACGAGUUGCCUCGGUACAUCGUGCUCUUCCGCUCUGGAGUUUCCCCGUUGUGCAGUGGCAGCAAUGUGUCUCCGUAUUCAGUUCUUUCUCGUGAAGGUCUCACGCAGCUGGCAAAACACCUAGCACAUCUGACGCACGGCAGCCCGCUUCCCACUGCGCACUCCCGUGGCGAUGACGUAACGAAAGUUGUGCGUCCUGAGUUGUUGGUGGAGACUUGCUACGCCUACCGCUCUGACCUCGAUGAGCAGCUCGCCCAACUUGAGGAUGCCAUGCGCGCCAUGGAGAAAGUGUCGCUAGUAAGUGUCGGCGACAUGUACUCAGCUGUAGGAUUCGACACCCAUGAGCAGAAGGUAAGUGACGUCUAUCACUUGGAGAUGACGCGGGUAUCCAGCACUUGGACCGACCACUUGGGGACCAAUGCUUUCUACGCAGAGGUCAUCAACACCAAGUGGGCCAAGUACUUCACGCUGGAGCUGCCAUGUCGGCACGACAGGACCUACCGCGUCGAGGAGGGGCAGGGUCGACACUUCCUCAGGUUUGCCGAGGGGCAAAGUGCGGACGGGCAAAGAGCGGACCAGCAAGAGAAGCGCAGAGCUCGUGACGAGGAGUACCUGGACAGGGAGAAGCAGCUCAGGCGGCAGGCCGUGGACCACGCCUGGAAGAAAUUCGUGCGGGCCUGGUAA